AUGACUGACAUCUCCAAGACUGGCGACGACACGUCAGUGCAUCGAGCUGAAGAUGCCAAACAUGAUGCCGACCCCAGCCUGAAGCAUCAUGCUAUGGUGACCAAAGACGGUGAUCGUGCCGCGGAACUCAUCGGCACGCAGCACGUCGAGCUCACAGAGGAAGAUGUAAGCGAAGCAAUCCGUAUACAUGACAGCGAGCGGAUAUAUCCGCCCCAUUUCGUCACCGCUAACAUCCUUAUCCUACCCAGAACAAGCGAAUCCGCCGCAAGACUGACCGUCAUAUCCUCUCAAUCCUUGUCUGGUAAAAAGCCGGCCCAGGUCUACUUUCUCCAAAUCCUCGACAAGUCCGUGUUGGGAUACGGUGCCGUCUGGGGACUGCGCAAAGACACUAAUCUCACCGGUAAUCAAUACUCCAUGGUGGGCUCUAUUGCUGCGAUUGCACAGCUGGUAUGGUUGCCAUUUUCAUCGUGGAUCAUGGUCCGAGUACCGCAUCGGAUUCUGAUGCCGGCACUCGUUUUCGGAUGGGGCACCUCUCAGGCCUGCAUGGCUGCCUGUCACAACUAUGGAGGACUGAUUGCAACGCGUUUCCUGCUGGGCCUAUUCGAGGCCGCCUGCCUGCCGCUAUUUUCUGUCAUCACCUCCCAGUGGUACCGUCGUGCCGAGCAGCCGAUGCGGGUCGCCUGCUGGUACGGCACCAAUGGCCUGGCUACAAUGUUUGCGGCCGCGGUGUCGUAUGGGCUGGGUCAAAUCGACAGCCACAUCGCGUCUUGGAGAAUUUUGUUCAUUUUUGUUGGAGUCCUGACGGUGCUUACUGCCCCCGUUGUCUACUGGCGGCUCGACAACGAUGUCGCUUCUGCGCGGUUCUUCACGGAAACCGAGAAACUCCAGGCUAUCGAGCGUCUUCGAGCCAACCAGACCGGAACUGGCAGCCGCGACUUUAAAUGGGGUCAGGCUUUUGAAGCUCUCAUCGAGCCAAAAAGCUGGCUAUUCAUUGGCAUGGCGCUUUGCCUCAACGUAACCGCCGCUGUCACGAACACCUUUGGCCCGCUGAUUAUCGGUGGCUUCGGCUUUGACAGCGCUCGCACGUCUUUACUGAAUAUCCCCUUUGGAGCGGUGCAGCUACUGGUUAUCUUCCCCGCCUCUUAUUUGGCUCACCGAUUCCGCAUCAAGUCGGUCUUCCUGGCUCUGGUCAUGCUACCAGUGUUGGCGGGGGCUGUCAUGCUCUAUCUUUUGCCACGUGGUUACAUCCCGCCACUCCUCGCGGCCUAUUACAUGCUUGCCUUUGUUUUCAGUGGCAACCCCCUCAUCGUGUCUUGGAUGAUUUCAAAUCUUGGCGGAGCGACGAAGAAGUCCGUUGUGAUGUCACUGUACAACAUCGGCUCUUCUGCAGGUAAUAUCAUCGGCCCCCUCCUCUUCAGCUCGGCCGAUGCACCAGAGUACAAGCCUGGUUUAACCAAGACCAUGGGCAUCACAUGCGCACUCCUUGCAGUCAUCGCGCUUCAGGUUGUGAACCUGCUUUUCCUCAACAAGAUGCAGGAACGAAAGAGAGUCAGGAACGGCAAACCCGCUAAGAUUCGCGACCUCAGCAUGGAGCACCGGUAUAUCAAUGCGGAUAGUGAUGAAAGCGGACCUCAGCUCGGUGCCAAUGCGUUCAAAGAUCUGACCGACUCGAAAAACGACGAGUUUGUAUAUGUUUACUAG
Messenger RNA from Thyridium curvatum, 1701 nucleotides. RefSeq lists its product as uncharacterized. The record is from RefSeq and is a predicted model, not a curated record. The coding region runs from base 1 to 1701 and encodes 566 amino acids. Gene Ontology annotation, cellular component: membrane. The transcript is spliced from 2 exons. Lineage: Eukaryota; Fungi; Ascomycota; Sordariomycetes; Thyridiales; Thyridiaceae. Gene Ontology annotation, biological process: transmembrane transport. Gene Ontology annotation, molecular function: transmembrane transporter activity.